UGCAACUCUCGCCUCGUGAGAAUCGUGUGGGCUAUCCCGUAAGUCGUUCAAAGAAAGUGAGUCGGUUUUGCGAUCAUGACUCAGCUGAUCCGGACCAACUGAGCAUUCAGACUUUUUCAUAUUGAAUUUUCUGAGCCAAGCUGACAAGUUCGAUCAGGAUCCGUGAAUGGAGGCUCCAGCGGAACAGCGGCUAGCGAAAGUCAGCGAGAACGAACGGAGAAAAAUGGAGGGGACUUCGACGGAAAGUCACUACCUACGUCUUUUGAAGAUUCUCGCACCUCAAUUCCAGAUCGUUCAGCGGACCUUGACCGUGAGAAUGUGUCGCUUCGACGAGACCACCGAGAAAAGGAUCUUAGAGGUCUCAGAGUAUUUAUAUAAAUACUUCGACGGAGACCUUGCUGAAACAUAUCAGGCGGCCUACAAGGAUCGAGCGUUCGGAAAGCCGUGGGAGCCAGAGCAAGUUAGCGCUGCAGCUCUCGAAGCCCUGAUUUCACACUGCGGAACUAUUCAAACAGGAAGCGAACCUGCUCGGGAUGGAUCGACGUCUAGAGCCGAGAACACCUCUUCGGAGGUUUCCCGUGAACAGCCGCAGGUUGUUGAGCGGCGACAUCUCGCGGAGAUUCCUCAAUACGACGAGAGCACGGAGAAGAUAAGCGCGGACCUCGCGGAACUUCUCUUCGAGAUCUUCCCCUAUGAGUCGAAUGUCGCCGAACACUAUCAGUCGACGCACAAAGAUCGAGCGUUCGGGAAGCCGUGGGAGCCAGUGACAUUGAGCGCAGAAGCCCUCGAAACCCUGAUAUCACACCUCGGAACUGCCCAGAGUGAAAGACUACCGAAUGAUGUUCAUGAACAGGCGCCGGUCGGUGAGCAGGAGCAUCCCGCACAGAUCCACCGAUUCGAUGAGAGCACAGAGAGGAGAAUCGCGGAAGUUUCGAGGAAUUUGUUCCAGACCUUCGACCACUUCAACCUUGCCAAAGCCUAUCAUGCGUGGUACAGGGAGGGAACAUUAAGACAAUCGUGGCAGCCGCGGCAACUGACCGCUAAGGAGCUCAACGCUGUGGCUUCGUACGCUGGACAGGUCACUCACGGACCAGACGAUGCCGUCCUUCACGGUAUGGCCAAGAGCGGGGAAGGAGCCCCCUCUCUACGUUCUCUCGAAGAAACCUACGUUAGUCUUUUGGGGCAAGCACCUAUCGCCUUCGAGCUCGAUCAAGAAGGCAUUCUAUCGAGACUACAGCGAGAUGCAAGCGAGAGGGAAAUUUCCACGGGGCGAUCCGGGAGCCUCUGAAAGCCAAAAUCGAUUCGAGAGGGCUUCAUGGAUGAACGUGAUAGCAAGCUCGGUCCUCUAAACAGCUCAUUUUCUGAUACUCAGCGGCACUCGUGAUGUCCAAGUUUUCGCCGCGAGAUGUUGCUUUCAAAAUGGUCCUGACUUCAUAACUAUUGUACAACUUACAAGACUCAUCUGGAUUGUGGUAGUUGAUCAAGAUACUGGAAAUAUUUUUCAAUCAUAUAAUGAAAAGAAAGGAGUCGUCGGGGAGAGUCUCGUUCACCAUCGACAGGGGAAUCUUGAAAAUUGUCAUCGAGGUUUUUUAUAGUCUGUUGUCGAGUCGAGAAGGAGAGCUCUACCUCUAAUCAAAAUAAAUGGAAUACGAAA
Molecule: messenger RNA, 1654 nt
Organism: Galendromus occidentalis (western predatory mite)
Lineage: Eukaryota; Metazoa; Arthropoda; Arachnida; Mesostigmata; Phytoseiidae
Exons: 10
Coding region: 167-1288 (373 amino acids)
Source: RefSeq, a predicted model, not a curated record